ACAUUUUUUCUUCAUUAUUUUUUGCCUUUGAACCAUAUAAUUAGCUGUCUCCAACACAUUAUCACAAGCCAUACAAAAUUUACACAUUGUCAUGGCUCAAAUUCCCAUCUCUUCAAAUUCAUUAUACAAUUUCAUUGUAAGAGAUGGCAAUGGAAUCAAAGGCUUAGUAGAUUCAGGUUUAUUAGAGGUUCCAAAAAUAUACAUACAACCCAUAAAUGAAAGAAUCAACAAAAAAGAUUCAAAACCAUGUGACAUGCCACCAAUUGAUUUAUCAAAACUCAAUGGAAAUGAACAUGAAAAAGUGGUGAAUGAGAUUGUUAGAGCAGCUGAGACACUUGGAUUUUUUCAAGUAGUGAAUCAUUGUGUUCCUUUGGAGUUAAUGGAAUCAGUUAAAGAUUCAGCACACAAAUUUUUCAACAUGCCACCUGAGGAGAAAGUUGUUUACAGAAAAAGUGUGAGUCCAAGUUUAAAGAUGAGAUAUCAAACUAGCUUUGCUCCUGAGAUAGAAAAUGUGUUGGAAUGGAAAGACUAUAUUAAUAUGGUAUAUAGUAGUGAUGAAGAUGCUCUUCAAUAUUGGCCUAAGCAGUGCAAGUAAGUUCAUUUACUUUCACAGGUUAAAUAUAUUUCUAAAUUGCUGAGAUAGGUCGACCUUUUUAUUGAAACUCUCAUUAACCACUUGAUUCUUAUAAUUAGGGAUGUCAAUUUGCAUCCGUCAGAGCGGAUCCCCACGGGGAUUGUCCCGUUCGGAGAUCCGAAAAUAGGAUUUUUUUCCCGUGGGGACGGGGAUGGAAUUGGUGGCUUAUAUGUCAAAGAAGAGAAGGAUGAUGGAAAAGAAGAGUGGCUUGAAAUUCCACCAAUUCCUGGAGCUUUAGUCAUCAAUGUUGGUGAUGCUUUAGAGAUACUAAGCAAUGGAAAAUAUAAGAGUUCAGAGCACAGAGUAAUGACAACAUCCACCCAAUCUAGAGUAUCAAUUCCACUGUUCACUCUACCAAUAGUUACAGAGAGGAUUGGCCCAUUACCAGGAUUGGUGAAGAAUGAUGAAUUGGCUGAUUAUAGGGAAGUCUUGUGGCAGGAUUACAUGGACAACUUUUAUGGGACUGCUCAUGAAGGAAAGAAAACUCUUGAAUUUGCAAAGAUCAACUUUGCACAAUAGUAUAAAUUAAGACAUUUGUUACUAUAUAUUUUUCUCAUUUCAUAGUACAAGAAUUAAAACAUUUGUUUAUAUAUAUGCUACUACUGUAAAAAAAUAUUAUCGGCAGACAUUUCACGGUACCACUCAAAAUUGUGCAGAGUUGACUAUCAACCGUUAACAUGUGUUAAAAUUUAAAGCUCACGCACGUAAAGAAAAAAUAAAUAUAUCACCAAGGCCCAAGUCCGGCCCGGCGGAACGGACGGCAGCGGCGCGCAUGAUAUUCGACAAGGAGUGCAUGAUGCCCC
This is a messenger RNA of Trifolium pratense (red clover), 1437 nucleotides long. RefSeq names its product scopoletin 8-hydroxylase. Lineage: Eukaryota; Viridiplantae; Streptophyta; Magnoliopsida; Fabales; Fabaceae. The record is from RefSeq and is a predicted model, not a curated record.